AUGGACGACCCAGUACCAGACCCAAUCUACAGCACUGGAGAAGCGCAGCUUUCGGCGGAAUUAGAUCUUCACCGAGAAGCGUUUGAGCUCUAUUUGACAUCCAUCCGAGAUAACCCUCCUCACCUAAAAAAGGAUAUGGAAAUGCAAUUUCGGACGACCUUGGACCAAUACAACGACGUGUUGGCAGAACAAAACGACAACGCACAAAUAAUCAGGAAUUAUAAGGUCGCCUUAGAAGAAUUUCCAGGUAACACUCAUUUCCUAUAUAGUGCUGGUGAAUAUUUUCUACGCCAGCAAGAGAUUCAUAUUGCCCACCUUCAUUUUGAAAAGGCGGUUCAAAUCGACAAAAACCUAGUAAGAGCACAAAAAUACCUGAAUUUAACAAAGAGGUUGCUGUACUCCCGGGACGAAUACAGCUUGCUGAAUGACGAUCAAAGACUUGGUAAAUAUUUACGAGGUAUAAUUCAAACCUCUAUCCUGAGGAAAGAAGAAGAAAAUGAAAGUAAGGAAUCAGCAGAACAAUCGAUACAACAUUCAUUCGAAGACCCGAAACAAGACUUCUUUUUAAUCGAAAAAGGAACCAAGAUAGAAGAUAUUGAAGAUAUUGAAGUUGGCUCCUACAGAAGCAACCUGCUUGUGAUAACAAAUAGAUUUGACGCCGGCCUUUUAGGUAGUGAGCUAUUAUUUACCAUCCUAUCGGCUUGGAAUAGGGUUCUUACACCUUCAGCGCGGGUAAUUCCUGGCCGGGCUGAAUUUUAUGUUAUUGGCGUCCGCUGUGAGCAGAUUAAAAAAAAAUACCAAAUUUCUGCGGAUGCUAAAACACUCCUUGGUGUUCAAGACUUGUUUUUACACACAGAAACACAUAGCCGUGAUCCAUACUUUGGUGAAGACAUCUUCACAUACAAAGACUUAGAGUUCGUGACGCAAGAAGAGUUAGUCUUUGAAAUAAACUUUAAUUCGUUUGCCGAUGUUAACAAAAAAAUAGCCAAUAUCUUUUCAGACAAUGCAAAAUUGACGGUUACAAGUAGCGGUGAAGUUAAUGCACUGGUAGGAUUUUUCAAACUUUUUAUAACCGAGGACAUCGUUAUGACAACCGAUCCUAGAUCAGAAGAGAGAUCAGAUGCGUGGAAACAAGCUGUGUUUCAUGAUUUUAUACCAAUGCAAUACACAGAAGGUGAAUCUUUCAUUGCUCAGUUCUCAACAUUUGGCGGGAGACUAAGAUUUCUGCCAGAUUGUAGAAAACGAAUAACGAGAGUGUCAAAGCAAUUAACAACGUUCCUGAACGAUGACGUCUAUAUUAAUGAGAUUAUUAAAAGUGCACAAAUAGCAACAGUUCAUUUAACACAAAUGGUGGAGAUAGAAGAAGUCGACGUUGUAGAUUUGUGUCCGUUUCCUGUCUUCGGGAUGAUGAUGAUGAAGCGAGGAGCGCAAUCUCUCAUUUGUAUGGCCCGUGAUCGUCAAGAUAAAAAGUUUUUUAAAAAGGUUUUCCGUAGGCACAAUAUUUGCCUGUCCAGAGUGGAAAUAUUGCUUUACGAAAACUUGUCUCUUGAGCCGUUUGACGGCAAAAGAUUCCACGCAGUUUAUUGUGACAUAUUACAUAUGAGUGGCAACAUCGACAGAUCACUUUAUAGCCUGGCUAAACUACUGAAGCAUGCGCGAUUACAAGAAGGGGGAUUAUUUAUGCCAAAUGUGUCUAUGAAGGUCCAACUCAUCAGCAGUGAAUUGUUGGAUAAACACAAUAAAUUAACCGAGAAAGCUAUGUCUGCUAUGCCUCCAGGAUCGAGGACCAACACAUUCACAGAAUCGCAGAUAACCUACGUUGACCCGACGCGGUUGGAACACAAAAAUAUGUCUCGACCAGUACACUUAACUGACAGCUGUCACAGUAUGAUACCCUGUGUAGUUUCAGUACACGUCGAGAGAGACGGGGCAUGCAAUGGUAUGCUAUGUUGGUAUGUGAUCAAAGUAAUGGAUGGUGCUGCAGAAAUAUCCACCAAACGAAAGUCCAGUUUCGUGCAUAGUUCUGUUUUCUAUAAGGACCAACCACUGGAGGUUAACAGAGGUGACUAUGUCACUGCUGUCAUGUGCGUUGAAGAUGAUGGAGGUUUUAAGAUAGAACUAUUUUCAGAAGUGAUAUAA
Molecule: messenger RNA, 2139 nt
Organism: Ostrinia nubilalis (European corn borer)
Lineage: Eukaryota; Metazoa; Arthropoda; Insecta; Lepidoptera; Crambidae
Exons: 1
Coding region: 1-2139 (712 amino acids)
Biological process (GO): peptidyl-arginine methylation
Cellular component (GO): nucleus
Molecular function (GO): protein-arginine N-methyltransferase activity; protein binding
Source: RefSeq, a predicted model, not a curated record